UGUUCACAGUGGAACUUAGAGUCUGUGAGUCUACAGUCUGAACUCUGCAGAGUCUGAACCUCAGCUGCUCUGACUCGGUAUCAUGAGUCCAACCAGCUGUUAACUCGUCUCUUCUUCCAUUGAUCCACAUUCAGUUCUCACACAAUGAAAGACAGAUGUCUGUGUUCAAGUCUCUGGUUGUGUGGAUCCUCAUCAUGUGGACUUUCACCACAGCAGAUGAUGAGGUCUCCUGUGUUUUAGAGGAGAGCUGCAUCUUACCCUGCAGUUUUCAACCUGGUACAGACCCAGAAAUUUACUGGAUGCAUGUGAAACAAGGAAACACUCGUGUUCACUCCUACUACAGUGACAGAGACCAGUUUGAACGCCAGGGCGAGCGCUUCAAAGGCCGGACAUCGCUGUUCACAGAUCAGAUCUCCAGUGGAAAUGCCUCGAUGAGGCUGACGGGGCUGCAGCUUCAGGACCAGGGCAGAUACGAGUGUUACACCAACACCAUCACUGGAGCCGGCAAGUCGUCAUUUAUCAACCUGAGAGAAGCUGCUCCGGUGCGUCACGUGGACAUUGAGCAGGUGGAGGACAGCUUCACCUGCCGCUCAGAGGGGAUCUACCCCGAGCCGCAGCUCACCUGGUCCACCAGGCCUCCGUCCACCUUGACCCUUCAGAACCAAACCACAGUGAAGGAGACGGAGCAGCAGCUCUAUGAGAUCAGCAGCACACUGACACUGUCAGACAGAGACACUGUUCUGAUCUGCAGCAUCAGCACUCGCCAUGGCAGGAGGAGCGUGGUGUGGUAUCAACCCACUCCCGUCCCUGUGUCACCGUUUAAAACAACAACAACAAUCCACUGCACUGCUCCAAACACCAAACCCCCGACACACUGGGUGUGGAAAUUCAACCACAGGCAGAUCAUUGUGAACCAGACCGGGGUCGACGGCCUCCACAGCGUCUCAGAGCAGUGGAGGCAGCAGGUGGAGGAUGUGUCAGCGUCAGGCAGCCUCACGCUGCACCACUUAUCUUCAGAUCACCAGGGAACGUUCACCUGUGAACUCAGUAGUGAAGAGGAGACGCACUUCAUCAACAGCUACGUGACGAUAGAGAAAGGUUCAGUUGCAGCAGUUGUGGUCGGAGUCCUCGUUGUGUUUGUAGCAUUCGGAGCUGGAGCAGGAUUCCUCUACUUUAUAAGACUAAAGAUGCUUCAGAGGAUAUAUUUAAAAGUCGGUGAAGGUGAACUCUCAAAGACUCAGUGUGAAGACGUGGCCUCGGCUCUGAAGUCAAACCCCUCACUUCUGAGAGAACUGGAUCUGAGUGACAACGAGCUGCAGGAUUCAGAAGUGAACCUGCUGUGUUCUGGACUGGAGAGUCCAAACUGUCGACUGGAGUCUCUGAGGUUGUGGAGCUGCAGACUGUCAGAGAUCAGCUGUUCUUCUCUGGCUUCAGCUCUGAGGUCAAACCCCUCUCAUCUGAGAGAACUGGAUCUGAGUAACAACGACCUGCAGGACUCAGCAGUGGAGGAGCUGUGUGGUUUUCUACAGAGUUCAACCUGUCGACUGGAGACUCUGGGGUUGGAGAGCUGCAGUCUGUCAGAGAUCAGCUGUUCUUCUCUGGCUUCAGCUCUGAGGUCAAACCCCUCUCAUCUGAGAGAACUGGAUCUGAGCUACAACAACCUGCAGGACUUAGCAGUGGAGGAGCUGUGUGGUUUUCUACAGAGUCCAACCUGUCGACUGGAGACUCUGAAGUUGGAGAGCUGCAGUCUGUCAGAGAUCAGCUGUUCUUCUCUGGCUUCAGCUCUGAGGUCAAACCCCUCUCAUCUGAGAGAACUGGAUCUGAGCUACAACAACCUGCAGGACUUAGCAGUGGAGGAGCUGUGUGGUUUUCUACAGAGUCCAACCUGUCGACUGGAGACUCUGAAGUUGAGGUACUGCAGUCUGUCAGAGAUCAGCUGUUCUUCUCUGGCUUCAGCUCUGAGGUCAAACCCCUCUCAUCUGAGAGAACUGGAUCUUAGAGGAAACAACCUGCAGGACUCAGGAGUGAAGGAGCUGCUUGAUCUAAAGCAGAGUUCAACCUGUCGACUGGAGACUCUGAGCUCAGACAAUGAAGAAAGUGAUGAGAACACAAACCAUGAAAAGAAGGAAAUGCUGUCUGAGACAGAAAGACAAACAAAUACCUCAGGAUGAAGAAGAGGAUUUGUAUUUUAUAUCUGGUACUAUUUUG
Molecule: messenger RNA, 2208 nt
Organism: Pleuronectes platessa (European plaice)
Lineage: Eukaryota; Metazoa; Chordata; Actinopteri; Pleuronectiformes; Pleuronectidae
Product: poliovirus receptor
Exons: 13
Coding region: 156-2171 (671 amino acids)
Molecular function (GO): protein binding
Source: RefSeq, a predicted model, not a curated record